ACGGAGGCGGGGGGUGUCCGAAGUCUGCCACCUGAACCCGAGGACAGCACACGCUGCCGCACACUCUCAAAUCCCCAUUCCACCGGGCAGGAUGUCCCGUUAAACUCUCCCGGCCGCGAUCUUCCAAGCUGUGCAAGCAAGCCCUCCCGAUUCGUGAGCGGCGCCCGUCCCGCGAGAAUCUACCACCCCCAGCCCACGGCCGGGAGAUAUGCCCCGGAACCACGCGGACAACGGCAGCAUGUCGGACGAGAAACGGGUGGAGUUCGUGGGAUUGACGGCGGUGGAGAGUGGGCUCCCCGGCCCGGACGGGUCGGCGGGCAGUCCCGGAGACCGGCACCACAGCAGCCGGCUCAGGCUAGCGGGGGUGCCUGGAGAAGGAGAGAGACUGGGACUUGCGGCAGCGCCCGGGGACGGCGCGCAGAGUGCUCGCGUUGGGCUGCUGGGCAGACCACUGCCCCUGAAGCAUGGAAACAAGCGGAAUGCUCGCUACAGAAAACUGCAGAACUACUUGUACAACGUGCUGGAGAGACCUCGCGGGUGGGCUUUCAUUUACCAUGCCUUCAUGUGCAGAGUGGAGCAUAUCAUGACCGGUUGCAUCACAGUCUGGUGUGGAAACACCAAUGUCCAGGAACAAAAAAACAUACAAAAAGUCAUGGAAACAGCCUCAAGGAACCUACAAGGAGCACUGCCCCAAGAAAGCAGCACCCAUCGUCAAGGACCUUCACCAUCCAGACCAUGCUGCUGCCAUCGAGAAGGAGAUACAGGAGCCUUCAUUCCCACACUAGCAAGUUCAGGAACAGUUAUUACCCUCCAACCAUCAGACUUCUGAACCAGCAAGGGUAACUUCACUCAUCAUGACACCGAACUGAUUCCACAACCUAUGGACUCACUUUCAAGGACUGUACAACUCAUGUUCUCAAGCAACACGCAAAAAAUGAUGGAGGAACUCAGCGGGUUAGGCGACAUCUAUGUAAAAGAGACGACAUUUCGAUCUGAGACCCUUCAUCAGGACUGGGGAAAAUGGAUGAGGAGUCAAAGUAAGAAGGUUGGGGAGGGGAGGAAGAAAUACAAAGUGGUAGGUGAUAGGUGAAACCGGGAGAGGGUGACAUAAAGAGCUGGGAAGUUGAUUGGUGAAAGAAAGAAAGGGCUGGAGAAGGGGAAUCUGAUAGGAGAGGACAGAAGACCGUGGAAGAAAAGGAGGGGGGGAGGAGCACAAGAGGGAGGUGUGGGCAGGUAAAGAUACAAGAUGAGAGAGGGAAGACAGAAAGUACAGGAGAAUGGCACCGUAGUGUGGUGGUUAGUGUAACGGAGACCCAGGUUCUAUGUCCGUAAGGAGUUUGCACGUUCUCUCCCCAAGGCUGCAUGGGUUUCCUCCAGCUGCUCCGGUUUCCUCCCAUGGUCCAAAGUGUACGGAUCACAUGAGUAUUGCUGGGUUGUGCAAAUUCAUUGGUCCAGAAGUGCCUGUUAUUGAGUUGUAUCUUGAAAAUAAAUGAAAUAAAUAUACGGGCUGCUGAUGGUAAUUAUGAGACAGUAAAAAAAUAGAUC
Molecule: messenger RNA, 1545 nt
Organism: Hypanus sabinus (Atlantic stingray)
Lineage: Eukaryota; Metazoa; Chordata; Chondrichthyes; Myliobatiformes; Dasyatidae
Product: potassium voltage-gated channel subfamily KQT member 5-like
Exons: 2
Coding region: 209-829 (206 amino acids)
Biological process (GO): potassium ion transport
Cellular component (GO): membrane
Molecular function (GO): voltage-gated potassium channel activity
Source: RefSeq, a predicted model, not a curated record